AUGACAUCUUAUUUAUUUGAAGCUCCAAGUCAUUUUAGCAAUUAUCAAUCAUUGAACAAAAAACAUAUCAAUGGAUCUUUCAAAACACAAUACGUUGAGGAUUUUGAUUCAAUUAUUAUUUGCUGUAAAUUGCCAAAUGAUAAGAAAUUAUUUGAUGGUUCAAUACGUUUAAUGAAAUGA
This is a messenger RNA of Funneliformis caledonium, 180 nucleotides long. The record is from the annotation of a GenBank genome assembly. Lineage: Eukaryota; Fungi; Glomeromycota; Glomeromycetes; Glomerales; Glomeraceae.